Drosophila erecta is the source of this 2176-nucleotide messenger RNA. RefSeq names its product sodium-dependent proline transporter. Gene Ontology annotation, cellular component: membrane. The record is from RefSeq and is a predicted model, not a curated record. Bases 179 to 1936 code for a protein of 585 amino acids. Lineage: Eukaryota; Metazoa; Arthropoda; Insecta; Diptera; Drosophilidae. Gene Ontology annotation, biological process: sodium ion transmembrane transport. The transcript has 9 exons.
CAGUAGAGAAAUUUGCUGAGCCGUGCGGACCACUGAUUUAUAUGGUCAAUUGAAUAAUAUAAAUUUGAAUAUUUUAUAAUAACCCCAUUGUGGUGCAAUCUCGCACGUGCCUACGGAGACAAAAUAUUUAAGAAUCCCCCUUCGGAUUCAUUUAUUGCUGUGAUAUCGAGGUCGCAACAUGGUUUAUGAAACGUCAUAUGCUUCUGGGACGAAGCCCUUUUCUCCAGAUCCUAAGCGAGGAAAAUGGGAAAAACCUACCGAUUACAUAUUUGCCUGUUUUGGAUUAGCCUUAAAGUUGGAUAUCUUUGAGAUCUCGUACCAAUACUUUUUUAAUAUUGGUUUUGUUGGCAUGCUACCGUAUUUUUUGUAUAUGGUGAUCUACUUGGUUCCAAUCCUGGUCGUUCAUUCCUACAUGGGACAGUUCUCCAGCAGUGGUUUCAUCACCGCCUUUCGCUUGAGUCCUCUUUUCAAGGGCAUGGGCUAUGUAAGCCUUUUCCUGACCUUCAGCACGCUAAUUUAUUACAGCCGGUUUGCUGCCGUACCACUUCUCUUCAUAAUAAAUUCCUUUCGACCCACUUUGCCUUGGAGUUGCGAAGGAGCAAAGUCUUGGUACAUUCCGAGCGCUGAAACUACAACACUUUGUGAUCCGGAAAUAUACAAAAUGCAUGAAAACUACUCCUUAGUGAUUUUAACACCAUCGUAUCUUUAUUUUAACUACAUUCGUCAUCCUGAUUUUAACAUAACUGAAGGCUUUGAGCUAUCAUGGCCUUUAGUCGGACUAUUUACACUAGCUUGGACUUUGAUUGGAAUUAUUUUUUACAAGUUCUCGGAGCCGGCAAAGUUUGGAAAGUGUAUUCGUUACAUGGUUAUUGCGACCGUGGUUCUAGUUUUAGUGUGCUUUGUGCGCUUCCUAUUUCUUCCUGGAACCCAUUUGCGGCUGUGGAGGUAUAUAACUCCAAGGACAAAAGAUUUUUCAGAAGGACUUUCUUCGACAUAUGUAAUGGCGCUUCAAGCCUUUGGAGCUGGCUGGGGUAGUGUAAUAGCCCUGUCCAGUUUUAAUGGGUUCAAGACUAACAUCAUGUCGUAUAGUUGGAUUAUUUCUUUCGGGCAGAUCUUCAUUUACAUUAUGUUUGGCUUGGUUUCCUUUAUGUUGGAAGAAUAUUUUAGAGAAAUUACCAGAACUAUUAUUUUCCACAAUAUCAUAAAUUUUGGUGUGCUGAUAACGGGUAGUGGAAGUGCCUUGAUCACUUUGGCCUGGCCGAACUUUUGGACGAUUAUUUUCCAUACUAUGAUGCUAUUGACUGCUCUUACUGUCAUUGCAACUCAACUUUUCACAGUGCUGCAAAGUUUAUUUGACGAGUUCGAAAAGCUUAAAGAAAAAAAACAGGAAGUAACUUUUGGCGUAAUUUGUGGUCUUGCAUUUUGUUCCUGUUUCUUUUGCACCGUACACGGCAGUUUUUACUUUGGCGUUAUCGGUACUGAUAUCAUUAUGGCACACAGUGUGCUGCACUUACUGCUUCUUUUGGUGGUUUUGUGGAUUUAUGGCCAAAAACGCUUCCAACGGGAUAUUGAAUUUAUGCUGGGCCAGCCCUUUGCCUACUGGAAGGUUUUUAUACUCCGCUAUACAGCUCCAAUAGUAUUUGUGAUAUUGAUGGUAUACGGCAUAAAAGAAAUCAUGUAUUCUCACUUCUACUACCGUGAAGUGUUCUUUGCACUGGCGAUUAUACUUGUGGGGCUACCCUUUCUGGCAAUACCUGGUUAUGGAUUCUACUACCUAAAAAAUAGCACUGGAACCUUUUCCGAGCGCCUAAAACGCGCAUGUCGACCCACGGAUUGGUAUCCGUCUGAGAUGAAACACCGUCAGCACUACGGGGACCUUAUAGGCCACAUUGAGAUGACCGACCAUCUAUUCGAUGGUACCGAAGAGGUGAACUAGAGGACAUUUGGCAAUAAAUGCAUGUAUAAAUAAAAUAUUUAUUGGGAAUAUACUAUGGAUUGUAAAUAAGAUUGAAUGUUUGAUUCUUGUUCUCUCCAAAUAUCUGUCAACCUGACCUUACUUGGCUCAAAUAGACUAUUGUAUUUUCUAUUUGUACCCUGGUAAAGUGAACGAGUCUUUAAGACCAAUCGCAUUAAACAAUAUAUUUAAUCUUCAUGCGUAAAAAUGUUGUAAAUUUGU